AGGUUGUUUGGACGUCCUUGUCUGCUGGCAGCUCAGACAGAGCGGCAUACUCGACGACCUUUCCAUAUAUUCCCGUGUCGUCGUUCGUGGAUCAUUUAGAGGUUGAAUCUAAACGAACUCAGUUCGUAAAACCAUCAUCGCCAUGGCAGGUACAGAGUCAUCCAAGAGACCCCGACUGUCUCUUCAAACCAAACCUUCGCCAGGACCGAGCAGGUCGAAAGCUACCUUACCUAAUAUCAAUCCUAAAUCACCGACGGCUUUCAAUACUCUCACCAACUUAUAUGUCACUGCUAUUGAGAGGUCGACACCGACCCAGUCGACUCCUUUAACAGCUAUCAAUCUUCUUCAACCAUUAAAGCUCCAAACCGACCCUGAAUCUCUCGGGGCCCACAAACCGAGGGCAGAGACACCUUACACCGCAGCGUUGCCGGAUACUCCUCUGUCUGCUAAUCCUGUCUCGCCGGCUCAGCAGAUGGACGUGGUAUUUCCAAGUACCAUGACAUCAACCCCUCCGUUGUCUGCUGGGGCCGUCGAGUCAUCUAAUAAUUACACAUUCACACCUACCGAGGUGAAUAAACAGGAGCCUCUAUAUUCUCCUGCUCAAACUCGGCGUCGAGUGAUUUAUGCACCCUUUGCAUCUCCCGCAAAAGCGCCAUAUAGCCGCGAUAAGUCUCUUCAUAGCAUAUUACGUAACUCACCUCUACCACCUCCAAGUGCCAUAUCACCUAUAUCCCAGCGGAGGCAGUCCCGUCGACUACAGGAAAAUGCGGCCAGGCACGUAGGAUACGUAUCUCCGCUGACACAGACUAUUACGACUGAGAAGUACAUUAAGUCCCAUGUUGAACUCCUCGGAGACGAUGCAUCUCCCUAUACGCCUUCGCCAGCUGCGGAGGACUCCGACAUGAUACUUGAUCUUGCAUUGGCAUAUACGGGGGAUGAAACACGUGAUGGCGGGGAGACACCUGGGCCUUUUGAGGAAAUGCGGAGGCGUAUGACGGGAUUAGGCACAGAAACGCCGAUUCACUCGCCAAGACCAGACGGAAUCCGUAAGCGCAAGAGAAAGGAGAAGAGGCGAAAGUGGGUUUGGACCAUCGGCCAGGAUGACGAGGAAAAUGAGAGCGGUGCUAUAGCUGCUCUCAAGGCUGCCGCAGAAGCAUCUACCCCUAGGUCCUCGGCGCCACUGUCUCUCUCUGUACCUGUGGCUAGACAUGCGAAAGCAACCACGUCGGAACCACUGACAGCGGUUCAAAUUAGCUUUGAGUCUGCAGAAUCAAGUUCAGACCUGGCAAGGGAUGGGAUGGAUGUCGAGAUGUCUGACGCAAGUAGUAUAUCGUCGAGCAGAGCUACUACGCCUCCCGAUAUCGAAUUGGAAAUGAAGAUACCAACGGCAGCUAUGCUCAAUACGACCUUACCGAAAGUAGAAAACCUUGGGGCCGUAGACCCAGUCAACCCCGAGACGGGAAGUAGGAGGGAUAUACCAAUACCGCCUGAUUUGGUGAGCAACGAGCAGUCGUAAUUCGCGAAGUCAAAAGAUAUAGAGGUAUCUAGCUGUUGGUGAAGAUUGGUUAUAGGCCAGCCCUAAGCCAGAGGAUCGGUAUGGAACUAUAGCAUGGGAGAAUGGAGGGGAUUAAACGCAUACCGCAAGGAAUACGUGCGCAUUGGGCGGCCUGAUUGAAUCAGCAUAGGCGUUUUUCGAUACC
Messenger RNA from Daldinia loculata, 1700 nucleotides. RefSeq lists its product as uncharacterized. Bases 143 to 1516 code for a protein of 457 amino acids. NCBI's taxonomy places the organism in Eukaryota, Fungi, Ascomycota, Sordariomycetes, Xylariales, Hypoxylaceae. The record is from RefSeq and is a predicted model, not a curated record. The transcript has a single exon.